This is a messenger RNA of Geosmithia morbida, 510 nucleotides long. RefSeq lists its product as uncharacterized. The record is from RefSeq and is a predicted model, not a curated record. The transcript is spliced from 3 exons. The coding region runs from base 1 to 510 and encodes 169 amino acids. NCBI's taxonomy places the organism in Eukaryota, Fungi, Ascomycota, Sordariomycetes, Hypocreales, Bionectriaceae.
AUGAGGGUGGUCAUCGCCCUCUCCACCGCCACCACCGGCGUCUGCGACGACGUCUGCCAGGGCGCCGAGCUCAACUCGGUGGCCACCUGGUUCAGGAACAUGUGCAACGUCGACGACGCCGCCAAGAACACAGACACGACCACCGCUACCGCUACCGACUCUGCCUCUGAGACCGGCUCUCACAGGAAGAAUACCGGCGGAGGCGGUGACUGGCUAUCUAACCACUGGAAAUGGGUCAUCAUGCUCGUCGUCCUCGUCGUGGCCAUCGUGGGCAUCUGGGUGGGAGCAUGCAUCUUCCGUCGUCGCUACCUCAAGAAGAAGGAGCAGCAGAAAUUCACCCUCAAGAAUCCCGGCGGCGUCUCGCCCGAAGGAGUCGUUGGCGCUGCCGGCGCAUCAGGAACGCCAGGCGCCGCCGGCCCCGACGCUGCUGCUAGGCAGUCUACCCCCGCCCAGAGUGGUGUGUCCUCUUCUCCUUCCGAAAAAAUUCGACGAUGGACGGGGAGGUCUUGA